Molecule: messenger RNA, 1920 nt
Organism: Amorphotheca resinae ATCC 22711
Lineage: Eukaryota; Fungi; Ascomycota; Leotiomycetes; Helotiales; Amorphothecaceae
Exons: 4
Coding region: 1-1920 (639 amino acids)
Biological process (GO): protein phosphorylation
Molecular function (GO): ATP binding; protein serine/threonine kinase activity
Source: RefSeq, a predicted model, not a curated record
AUGUCUUGGAAAUUGACUAAGAAGCUCAAGGAGACCCAUUUGGGCCCUCUUGCCAACACCUUCUCCCGAUCCCCCUCCACCUCAACAAUCACCACAGACUCCGCCAAAGAUGAGAAAUCGAGCAUCGCGAACACUCCCACAACUGAUAACGGGAUUGCUGCAUCCGAACUCAUAGCCACACAACCUCCUGCCGAACCACGUCCAGGUAUUCUAAUCGUCACCCUACACGAGGGGCAGGGUUUCUCCCUUCCAGAUCAAUAUGUACAGGCCUUCAGCUCCCACCAACAGAACUCGCUCUCCGCAGGCGGCGGAUUCGGGGUAGCAGGCUCGGUCCGUCCGGGCUCAUCGCAGCACAGCAUGUCUGGAUCGUACGCUGGCAACGCGCGACCGCAAACCUCUGGAGGUGGUUUCGGUGGAUUCCCUACGAAUCACGGCCGAAUCUCCUCAAAAUACCUCCCGUACGCCCUGCUGGAUUUUGAUAAGCUGCAGGUCUUCGUGAAUGCUGUUUCGGGCACUCCAGAAAACCCACUUUGGGCUGGCGAUAACACCUCAUAUAAGUUCGAUGUCUCCCGAGCAACUGAGCUGGCUGUCCAUCUCUACCUACGAAACCCCAACGCGGCACCUGGUUCUGGACGAAGUCAAGAUAUCUUCCUUGGCGUGACCCGCAUCAACCCUCGAUUUGAAGAGACCCACAAGUACGUCGAAGAUCCAAAGUUGAGUAAGAAGGACCGAGAGAAGGCGGCAUCGGACUUCGCGAAACAUGAAAGAACCCUCGGUCAAGCUGGAGCGGAAUGGGUAGACGUUCAAUACGGCACUGGAAGAAUCCGCAUUGGUGUGGAAUACAUCGAGAACAGAACCCGGGCCUUGAAGAUUGAAGACUUCGACCUGCUGAAGGUUGUUGGAAAGGGAAGUUUCGGAAAGGUCAUGCAGGUCAAGAAGAAGGAUACCCAACGUAUCUAUGCGUUGAAAACGAUCCGAAAAGCCCACAUUAUUUCCCGGUCAGAAGUUGCGCACACCCUCGCGGAACGAUCGGUGUUGUCACAAAUCAACAACCCUUUCAUUGUACCCCUCAAAUUUACAUUCCAAUCCCCCGAGAAGCUAUACUUCGUUCUCGCAUUUGUUAAUGGCGGAGAGCUUUUCCAUCACCUUCAGAAGGAGCAGCGAUUCGAUAUCAACCGGUCACGAUUCUACACUGCAGAGCUUCUGUGUGCGUUAGAAUGUUUGCAUGGCUUCAACGUCAUCUACCGUGAUCUUAAGCCCGAGAACAUCCUACUUGAUUACUCCGGCCAUAUUGCUCUGUGUGAUUUCGGCCUUUGCAAGCUGGAUAUGAAGGAUGAGGACCGGACCAAUACUUUCUGUGGUACUCCAGAAUAUCUCGCCCCUGAGUUGCUCUUGGGUCAGGGCUACACGAAGACGGUGGAUUGGUGGACUCUUGGAGUUUUAUUGUAUGAGAUGUUGACUGGACUGCCUCCUUUCUACGACGAGAACACCAACGAGAUGUACCGCAAGAUUCUGUCCGAACCUCUCCAUUUCCCUGGUCCAGAGAUUGUUCCUCCGGCUGCGAAGGAUAUCCUCACAAAGCUCCUCAACCGCAAGCCAGAGCAGCGAUUAGGUGCAAAUGGCGCUUCUGAGAUUAAAGCUCAUCCAUUCUUCCAUAGCAUUGAUUGGCGGAAGCUCUUGCAGCGAAAGUACGAGCCUACUUUCAAGCCUAAUGUGACCGACGCCCUUGACACGAAGAACUUCGACCCCGAAUUCACGUCGGAGCUCCCAGCAGACUCGUUCGUCGAAGGUCCAGCCCUGUCUCAGACAAUGCAACAGCAAUUUACUGGUUGGUCCUACAACCGACCUGUGGCCGGACUGGGAGAUGGGGGCGGUAGUAUCAAGGACCCAUCAUUCGUGGGCAGUGUUUCGGACAGGUAG